Molecule: messenger RNA, 2874 nt
Organism: Chelonoidis abingdonii (Abingdon island giant tortoise)
Lineage: Eukaryota; Metazoa; Chordata; Testudines; Testudinidae
Source: RefSeq, a predicted model, not a curated record
AUGGGUUGGUAUAACCAGGCCCUCUCGGAGCUCAUGAGGUGUAUAGCUCUGUCAAGAAUUUGCUAUGGAGACCAUCACUGGAAAAUGGCAGAAGCCCAUGUUAAUUUGGCUCAGGGAUACCUCCAGUUUAAAGGAUUUUCACUACAAGCACAGCAACAUGCAGAAAAAGUCAAAGAAAUUCUUCUUGCCAGCUCACCUAUCCCUUCUUCUGAUUCUGAACAAAGAAUGGACAUUCUUAAGUGCUCAGUUGCCACUUUUCACACAUUACGAAGAUCAUUAACUGCUCUUCACAAAUAUUCUUUCUCAGUUUUAUUUGUUACUUUGAAGUUAUCCUUAGCGCUACUCAGAUUGAAAGGUUCAGAGAGAAAUUUAAUAAAAACUCAGGAACUUUUAGAGGAACUGCUACAAAAUGAUCACAUGCCACAGGACAAAUGGGUGGAAAUCUAAGCAGUAGUUGAGUUGUCUUUUGCACAAUUAUACCAGUGUCAGAAAAGAUCAGAAGAUGCUAUUCUCUGCUAUCAAAAAGCUCUGAGCUAUAUUGAGAGGAGUAAGGGUGAAAUCAAUCUGGAGUGUAUUCCUGUACACAAGAAAAUGGCAGGAGUAGCACAGGUUCUUGGGGAUCAUGCAACAGCAAUCCAGCAUCUUGUAAAGGCUCAUUUCAUUGCCCUGAGAAAAAGCCCUUCUUCAGGGGAAGCAGCAGAAACUGCUCACUUGGUGGCACAGGCUGCAGUUGCCUCUAAACAAUCAGAGCACAAGGGUGAGUGCCUUUUAAAGGUUAUGAAUAGUUACCAUGCUGUCCUGCUUGUAGGAAUGCACACUUCAGUAAAUGCUGCAUACUGCAUCACAGUAGAUUUAGUCCCUCUUGCACUAUUUCUUUCAUUUUGCAGACUUUGUAUGACUAUCUGGCUGAAGUAUUUUCAAGAAAGCAUGAAUGCUUUUAAAGAAGCUGAAGGGCUGGAGAGUGCUAAAUGCCUUGGAGCUGUGGAUGAUUUCUGUCAGUUUCUUAUAGCCACUGGACAACAGGAGUUUCCUUUCACAGAGAGCACCAAUAAAGCUAAAAUAUCCCUAUUUGGGUAUCUCAGCCUGGAAGUAGCAGAGACAUACUGGCUCCUAGGAGGAACAGAACUGGCACAAGGACACACACAUUUGGCAUACAAGAAACUUAAGAAGUGCCUGUACCUUCAGACCCUCCUAUUUAGCACCCACAACAAAAGAACUGUAGCAACCCAGGAGGACACUGACUUGUCAAAAUGAGUGAGUUUUCAGUCUUCUUGGCUGAUCUUCCUUUUAUAUGCUGUUACAUUCUGUGUUUCCCUGCACGUCUGAGAUAUUUGGGCCAUAGAGCUCACAGAAAUGUCUGAUGGAAAAGAAAGAUGACCCACAGUGUUGGGAAGUUCACAGGGCAACAGUUUGUUGAAUAUAACACUCUAAUUUAAGGAUAACUCUUCAGACUUCCACAUCAGUGAUCUAACCACAGCCUACAGAGAUUUUGAGAUGUACCACCACCCCCGCUUAGAUUAUUCAGAGCAGCAAAUAAAAUUCAGAUGAGGGUAGAUUCCCUUUCACCUUCAUUCCCACCCCACUUCAGAAAACAAAUUAGCAACACUGGCAGUGUAGUUCACCUAUUAGGUCCCUACAUCUAAUAGACAUCAUCUACAUCAUCACAGUCCUAAAACUGUUGUUCAACACCUUCCUCAGUCACUAACAGAUGUUGCCAUAAGUAAUCAUGUAGCACCCCUUCUCUCUCAGAGGAUGGCAAAUUGAGCCAUUACAGAAAUCAAGUAAAGGCCAGGAUUAAGAGAACAACAAUCCAUUGAAAACAUCAGUUCCCAAUUAUAAAAACUGUUUGGCUCCAUGGAUGAGAUGAGUGUUUCAAGAUAUGCAGUGCUUACUGGGGCUGUUAAUUACUCAUAUUUUGUAAAUUAAGUGGUGAAUAGUGGAACUGACAAUAACCUAUAAUUUACAACACCCUUCCUUUUUUCGGGGCCCCAGAUGUAGCAGCAAAACAGAGACGAUCAGAUAAAAAAGACCACCAGACUGUGCUAUUUAACAGUACUCCAUAGUGGGAAGGCCCAAAGCCUAUAUAUAUGUGUGACAGGUUUCUCAUGCUUACUUCUGACGACAAAACCUGUAUCUGCAAGUAUCAAUCAUGCAGAACUGAAAUCCGUCAUUGAAUUAAAUACUGAAUGUAAAGCAAACUUUCGUGGGGAUAGAUUACUUACCUUAAUGGAUACAGAAAAAAAAUUAAUACAGGUGAACGCUAUUUUUAAUUUUAAUACUCUUGGAUCAUAGCGUUUUAAGAUCCUUAAUGACAGCCUCUUCAGUUUUCUCUUUUGUGAAAGAAAAACAUUGUUUUUUCCUGUUUGGAAAUACAAAACUGCCUCAGUAAUAAAAUAAAUUUACAUCAAAAAUAUGAUUCAGGCAGGCAUUGCUGUUCUGCACUGCACGCUUACUAGCUUCUUGAACAAAGGAUUUUAAUUUUUCUAUUUAGUCUAUUCAUAAAGGCACCCUAUUACCUUGGUAGCCAUGCACCAUUAACUGCAUUGUGCAAAAAACUGUUAAAAUCUUUUUUUUUGUUGUUUUUUUGGGUUAAACACAAUAGGGUAUGAGUUAGGAAAAUAACCUCACCCUACCCCACCCCACCCCCCAAAAAAGUUGACAGUAGGGUGGGGUAUUUUUUUUCGUUGUUUUUAAAGAAGUCUUUUGUAUCACAUAUAUGUAACUUUAAGUAAGUUCUGCCAUAUGAACAUCAUCUAGGAUUCAUUUGAGCUCAUGACUCUUCCUCCUGUUGGCAAAAGAUGCCAUAGCUUAAGUGUGCUUGAUUUCAGGCUGCAAAGUACCAGCAGUUGCUACCCGCAGCACAAUUCGGAAGGG